AUAUAAAUAUUAAUUUAUUUAAUAUAAAAAUUGUGAAAAUACAAUAUAAAUUUACGUCGUAAACAGUUUUCUUAAGUGAGAAAACAUGGGACGCCGUUCGAUAAAUACCACAAAAAGUGGAAAAUAUAUGAAUCCUACCGAUCAAGCACGUAAAGAGGCACGUAAAAAAGAAUUAAAGAAAAAUAAAAAACAACGGCAGUUAGUACGCGCUGCCGUUCUAAAGGGCAAAGAUCCGGCUCAGAUUAUCGAAGAAAUGGAAAAAAUAGAUCAAAUGGAAUAUAAUGUUAUGCAGCCACCACCGCUUAAUGAGAAAGUGCUGAAAGACAAAAGAAAGAAAUUGAAGGAGACCUUGGAUCGUGUCUUGAAAAUGUAUGCAAAGGAUGAUCAGGAAAAGUGGGCAGAGUUAAAAGAACAAUUGAUACAAUAUGAACGUAGAAGAAUAGAUCUCGUUUCAUAUUUUGAAGCUGUACGACAUGCACAACAAGUACAAGUUGAUGAAAUUCCAUUACCAUCAGCUGCUAAUGACAUAUCUCGAAUGUACUCAGGUUCUUUAACUUCACAAAUACCUUUGCCGGAUAUGCCGCAACCACCAGCGCAUAUGUAUCCACCCCAUCCACAUUACAUACCACAGCAUCAUCCGCUUAUGAACAUACCAAUACCACCAAGUAUUUUAAAAAAGACAAGUGCAUAUGCAACAUCUCCUUCUAUACCUACACUAGCACCUAAUAAAGAAUCACCCGGUGUCCCACCUUUUCCACCGCCGGAUCUAUCAAGUGACGAUGAAGAUAUGUCUGACAAGACUAAAGAAUCAGUACCAAAAUCGAGAACAAUUCGAUUUGCAGACGACAAAGAAGAUAAUAAACAAGAAUCAGACGGUAAAGAUAAGGACGGUGACAAAGAGAAGGAAAAAGAAAGAGACAUAGCUAAAGUAAAACCAACUACUCUACAACAGAAAAUGUUAGCUAUGGCAGGGCAAGAUAUUGAUCAGUUUAUGCGUGAAAUGGAAGUUGUUCAUAAAAAGCGUGAAACUGAACGAGCUCAAGAUUUAAAUGCUCGAUUGUCACUACUGGAAGCAGAAAAUGAAUCUAAUUCAAAGUCUAAUAAUAAAUCUGGCAAUAAUAAAACAGAAGUAGAAGAUCUAGAACCUCCAGGGGCAUCAGACCAUUCAUCAAACCAUAAUCAACAUACAUCACAUUCUCAUUCUCAACAUACACAACCACACACAAUGCCACCUAUGGGAUUGCCGCCGCCUCCUUUAAUGUAUAGACCUCCACCACCACCUUUACAUUUAAGGAUGCCACCGCCCCCACCGCCCCGUAUUGGACUUCGAUUACCUCCUGGCCCACCACCAGGAAUGCCGAGGAUGUUGAGACCUGGUCCACCAAGUAUGCCAAGAAUGCCUCCUCCACAAAUGCAAAUGCCAAAUCUAUCAAAUAUGACAAAUAUAGGAAAUCCUCAAAUGCAGACACAAUCUGCAACAGGAUCACAACCUAAAACACCUAAUGUACUUUCUGCUGCACCACAAUUAAUUAAUCGAAAAGAUAAAGACGGUAAAAGCACUACAACUAUCGAAGCAAAACCACAAAUUAGGAAUUUAGCAGCUGAUGUUACAAGAUUUUUACCUACCUCUCUUCGUGUGAAAAGGGAUGAUAAAAGGAAACCAAGUAUUUUGUCAAGACUUUCAGAAAGGAUACCAGAAACGCAACCAAUGCGAACUACUCAACCUAAAACAAAAGAUGAUGCAUAUAUGCAAUUUAUGCAAGAAAUGGAAGGAUUACUUUAAAUUUGUAAUACUGUGUAUAAUAGAACUUUACUUGAAUAGCAAAAAAUUAAAUCUUGAAGAAUACGUUGUGAUUACUAUUACUAUAAUAUAUUGCUAUAAAAUAUUACUAUUAGCAUAAUAUAGACAUAUUUUUUUAUUUUUAGUCCUUAAUAUUUAUAAAUUUCAAGUGCCUUUAUUUCUGUGUAAAUUUAUAUGAACUGAAUUUGUUCAGAAGUGUAGCUAAAAGAUUUCGAACAAAAAGAUGUUUUAUUGAAUAUUGUACUUUCUAGUAAUUAAUUUUAACAAUUAGUAAUUAAAAGUUGUUCAAAUUUUGCAUUCAAUAUUACAGUAUCAACGGUAACUUGUACUUUUCCUACUUAAAUUUGUAAAAAAUUGUUUUUUACGCAAUACAUGACGAAAAUUUGCUCUAUUAUUUAAUUUUAACGAAUUAACAGAAUAGACAAUGAUGUUGUAAAAAUUUGUUUUCAUUAAAAUUAUGAAAUCGCGAACUAUUAUUAAGGCAUGCGCUUAAUAAUCCAUAUGACAGACUUGUUCUUGCUAUUUCCGACAAUAGUAAACGUCAUUUCCUAGUUUUGAGUCAAGCAUGAUCAUAUAAACAAGUCUCGACAUUCGCUAGUUUAAAAUACCAAAUAUGUUGUUAAAAUAAAUUAAGUUUUCGUAAUAACUAACUAGUGUCUGCAAUCAUUUCAAGGCAAGAAAAGUCAUCGUCAACUGGAUUAUUAAGAAGAUAAUAAAUAGCCAUACAUAAAGCAUUCUCUCUUGUUGUGACAAGGGAAGGAUCAGCACCUAUAUGCAAAUUUAGAAAUGUAAGAGACCUACGUGUAUUAUAAUAUUUAAUUAUAUUAUGUAUACUGUAAUUUUGUAUAAUAAAUAUAUAUAGUUAUGUGUAA
Molecule: messenger RNA, 2673 nt
Organism: Bombus huntii
Lineage: Eukaryota; Metazoa; Arthropoda; Insecta; Hymenoptera; Apidae
Product: WW domain-binding protein 11
Exons: 7
Coding region: 86-1783 (565 amino acids)
Biological process (GO): mRNA cis splicing, via spliceosome
Cellular component (GO): spliceosomal complex
Source: RefSeq, a predicted model, not a curated record